AUGAUUCGAGCCUUCAUGGGAUGUCAAAAGAAGAAAAACAAAUAUCUUCAGAUUGAAAUUUCAAAACUGCUAAAGCAAUUAGGAAGCGAGCUUAUGACCGCUAUAAAAGAAGGGCUGAAGUCUCGGCAAGCUGCAUGCGGGCUGUAUGGACGCCCCGUGGCUCAACCAGCUCCAGUCUGCUCGAUUUACAACGCUAGAAUCAAUCUUACCAGAAACCCGAGCGAGGCAAUAUUU
Messenger RNA from Mesorhabditis belari, 234 nucleotides. NCBI's taxonomy places the organism in Eukaryota, Metazoa, Nematoda, Chromadorea, Rhabditida, Rhabditidae. The record is from the annotation of a GenBank genome assembly.